Messenger RNA from Strongylocentrotus purpuratus (purple sea urchin), 642 nucleotides. RefSeq lists its product as uncharacterized. The coding region runs from base 1 to 642 and encodes 213 amino acids. The transcript has a single exon. The record is from RefSeq and is a predicted model, not a curated record. Lineage: Eukaryota; Metazoa; Echinodermata; Echinoidea; Camarodonta; Strongylocentrotidae.
AUGUCAGACGAAGUUUCCAUGACUACCGAUGAGGCGCUCAUCUUCUUGCGAGAUGUUCUUGGCAUGGAGACUACGAAAGACAAUAUUCACAAGGAUCGGGUAGCUUUCUUGGACGAAAUGACAAUGGCAUGGCUCCAUCACAUUCCCUUCCAGUCCAUCAGGGCAAUCUCUGUGCCCCACCCCGAACGUCAUCUCCCAUCUUUCGCAGAGAUCAAGAAGGAUCUGUUCUCUAAGAUGGGCGGUCUCUGUUAUGAUCACUCUCUGGGUACCUUGGCCAUCCUCCGCGCCCUGGGUUUCGACGUCUCAUUGGUGACGUGCGAUGUCAGCUUCCAAGACAGCCACGCCCUGGUUCUCGUCCACAACGCUUCCUCUCAAGGCAGCAUCCAUAUGGAGGAUGUUGGAACUGGAUACCCAACGUUCAAGGCCAUACCGUUCGAUUUUGAGCUCGUGUCCCCGAGUACCAUCAUUCCUAUCUCCGCUACCGGUUCAUCCGUGAAGGCGACCUCAUCAUCCGUCAACAUCAUGCCGAUACCGAUCCCAGAGCUUCCCUGUGGCCAGACAGAGUCAAGGAUGGCUGGUAUUCCUUCAUCUACAUCCAUUACGACAAGCCGCAGAAGAUCUCCUACUUCGAUAAGGUCAUGA